Messenger RNA from Galeopterus variegatus (Sunda flying lemur), 7898 nucleotides. It is a transcript of the gene ADGRL1, whose product is annotated as latrophilin 1. Gene Ontology annotation, molecular function: latrotoxin receptor activity; carbohydrate binding; G protein-coupled receptor activity. The transcript is spliced from 24 exons. NCBI's taxonomy places the organism in Eukaryota, Metazoa, Chordata, Mammalia, Dermoptera, Cynocephalidae. Bases 296 to 4717 code for a protein of 1473 amino acids. Gene Ontology annotation, biological process: adenylate cyclase-activating G protein-coupled receptor signaling pathway; cell surface receptor signaling pathway; heterophilic cell-cell adhesion. Gene Ontology annotation, cellular component: axon; postsynaptic density; presynaptic membrane. The record is from RefSeq and is a predicted model, not a curated record.
UUUUUUCUUUUUUUAAUUUUUGGUCGGUGGCGGCGGUGCUGGGCCAGGGGAAGAAAGGGACACGGAGGCCGCCCUCGCCCCGCCAUCACCCACCCGCUUCCCCCCCGCCUCGGCUCCGGGAGAUGUACCGGGCGGGGGGCCCGGGUUCGCGGAGUCGCAGGAGAGACGCGCAGGACCGACCUCAGAGCUCGGCUGGACAGGCUGGUGGGCCAGGCCGUGGUGCCCGCGUGGUAAUGCAGGGCGAGGCCCCUCGCACAGGCCACUGAGAGCCCCGGACACGCCCCCGGCUGCCGUCAUGGCCCGCCUGGCCGCAGUGCUCUGGAGUCUGUGUGUCACCGCUGUCCUGGUCACCUCAGCCACCCAAGGCCUGAGCCGGGCUGGGCUCCCAUUCGGGCUGAUGCGCCGGGAGCUGGCAUGCGAAGGCUACCCCAUCGAGCUGCGGUGCCCAGGCAGUGACGUCAUCAUGGUGGAGAAUGCCAACUACGGGCGCACAGAUGACAAGAUCUGCGAUGCCGACCCUUUCCAGAUGGAAAAUGUGCAGUGCUACCUGCCAGAUGCCUUCAAGAUCAUGUCGCAGAGGUGCAACAACCGCACUCAGUGUGUGGUGGUCGCCGGCUCUGAUGCCUUUCCCGACCCUUGUCCUGGGACCUACAAGUACCUGGAGGUGCAGUACGACUGUGUCCCCUACAAAGUGGAGCAGAAAGUCUUCGUGUGCCCAGGGACUCUGCAGAAGGUGCUGGAGCCCACCUCCACACACGAGUCGGAGCACCAAUCUGGAGCAUGGUGCAAGGACCCGCUGCAGGCGGGCGACCGCAUCUACGUGAUGCCCUGGAUCCCCUACCGCACGGACACGCUCACCGAGUACGCCUCGUGGGAGGACUACGUGGCCGCGCGCCACACCACCACUUACCGCCUGCCCAACCGCGUGGACGGCACGGGCUUCGUGGUCUACGACGGCGCCGUCUUCUACAACAAGGAGCGCACGCGCAACAUUGUCAAGUACGACCUGCGGACGCGCAUCAAGAGUGGGGAGACGGUCAUCAACACCGCCAACUACCAUGACACCUCGCCCUACCGCUGGGGGGGCAAGACCGACAUCGACCUGGCCGUGGACGAGAACGGGCUGUGGGUCAUCUACGCCACGGAGGGCAACAACGGGCGGCUCGUGGUGAGCCAGCUCAACCCCUACACGCUGCGCUUUGAGGGCACGUGGGAGACGGGCUACGACAAGCGCUCGGCGUCCAACGCCUUCAUGGUGUGCGGUGUCCUCUACGUGCUGCGCUCCGUGUACGUGGACGACGACAGUGAGGCAGCCGGCAACCGCGUGGACUACGCCUUCAACACCAAUGCCAACCGCGAGGAGCCCGUCAGCCUCGCCUUCCCCAACCCCUAUCAGUUCGUCUCCUCCGUCGACUACAACCCUCGCGACAACCAGCUCUACGUCUGGAACAACUACUUCGUGGUGCGCUACAGCCUGGAGUUUGGGCCGCCCGACCCCAGUGCUGGCCCAGCCACUUCCCAACCCCUCAGCACGACCACCACAGCCCGGCCCACACCCCUCACCAGCACUGCCUCACCUGCAGCCACCACCCCACUCCGCCGGGCGCCCCUCACCACACACCCAGUGGGUGCCAUCAACCAGCUGGGACCUGACCUACCUCCAGCCACAGCUCCGGCACCUAGCACCCGGAGGCCCCCAGCCCCCAAUCUGCACGUGUCCCCCGAGCUCUUCUGUGAGCCCCGAGAGGUACGGCGGGUCCAGUGGCCGGCCACCCAGCAGGGCAUGCUGGUGGAGAGGCCCUGCCCCAAGGGAACUCGAGGAAUUGCCUCCUUCCAGUGUCUACCAGCCCUGGGGCUCUGGAACCCCCGGGGCCCUGACCUCAGCAACUGCACCUCCCCCUGGGUCAACCAGGUGGCCCAGAAGAUCAAGAGCGGGGAGAAUGCGGCCAACAUUGCAAGCGAGCUGGCCCGCCAUACCCGGGGCUCCAUCUACGCGGGGGAUGUGUCCUCCUCCGUGAAGCUGAUGGAACAGCUGCUGGACAUCCUGGAUGCCCAGCUGCAGGCGCUGCGGCCCAUCGAGCGCGAGUCAGCUGGCAAGAACUAUAACAAGAUGCACAAGCGAGAGAGAACCUGCAAGGAUUAUAUCAAGGCCGUGGUAGAGACAGUGGACAACCUGCUCCGGCCAGAGGCUCUCGAGUCCUGGAAGGACAUGAAUGCCACAGAGCAGGUGCACACAGCCACCAUGCUCCUGGAUGUCCUGGAGGAGGGCGCCUUCCUGCUGGCCGACAAUGUCAGGGAGCCUGCCCGCUUCCUGGCUGCCAAGGAGAAUGUGGUCCUGGAGGUCACAGUCCUGAACACGGAGGGCCAGGUGCAGGAGCUGGUGUUCCCCCAGGAGUACCCGAGGAAGAACUCCAUCCAGCUGUCCGCCAACACCAUCAAGCAGAACAGCCGAAAUGGGGUUGUCAAAGUUGUCUUCAUUCUCUACAACAACCUGGGCCUCUUCCUGUCCACGGAGAAUGCCACGGUGAAGUUGGCGGGUGAAGCAGGCCCAGGGGGCCCAGGGGGCGCCUCCCUGGUGGUGAACUCGCAGGUCAUUGCAGCGUCCAUCAACAAGGAGUCCAGCCGUGUCUUCCUCAUGGACCCUGUCAUCUUCACCGUGGCCCAUCUAGAGGACAAGAACCACUUCAAUGCUAACUGCUCCUUCUGGAACUACUCGGAGCGUUCCAUGCUGGGCUACUGGUCGACCCAGGGCUGCCGUUUGGUGGAGUCCAACAAGACCCAUACCACGUGUGCCUGCAGCCACCUCACCAACUUUGCAGUGCUCAUGGCUCACCGUGAGAUCUACCAGGGCCGCAUCAAUGAACUGCUGCUGUCAGUCAUCACCUGGGUGGGCAUCGUGAUCUCCCUGGUCUGCCUGGCCAUCUGCAUCUCCACCUUCUGCUUCCUGCGGGGGCUGCAGACUGACCGCAACACCAUCCACAAGAACCUGUGCAUCAACCUCUUCCUGGCCGAGUUGCUCUUCCUGGUCGGGAUAGACAAGACUCAGUAUGAGAUUGCCUGCCCCAUCUUUGCUGGUUUGCUGCACUACUUCUUCCUGGCUGCCUUCUCCUGGCUGUGCCUGGAGGGUGUGCACCUCUACCUGCUGCUGGUGGAGGUGUUUGAGAGCGAGUAUUCCCGCACCAAGUACUACUACCUGGGCGGCUACUGCUUUCCGGCCCUGGUGGUAGGCAUCGCAGCCGCCAUUGACUACCGCAGCUAUGGCACCGAGAAGGCCUGCUGGCUCCGAGUGGACAAUUACUUCAUCUGGAGCUUCAUUGGGCCCGUGUCAUUUGUUAUCGUGGUGAAUCUGGUGUUCCUCAUGGUGACCCUGCACAAGAUGAUCCGAAGUUCAUCCGUGCUCAAACCUGACUCCAGUCGCCUUGACAACAUUAAAUCCUGGGCCCUGGGGGCCAUUGCGCUGCUCUUCCUGCUGGGUCUUACCUGGGCUUUUGGCCUCCUCUUCAUCAACAAGGAGUCAGUGGUCAUGGCCUAUCUUUUCACCACCUUCAACGCCUUCCAGGGGGUCUUCAUCUUCGUCUUUCACUGCGCCUUACAGAAGAAGGUGCACAAGGAGUACAGCAAGUGCCUGCGUCACUCCUACUGCUGCAUCCGCUCCCCGCCAGGGGGUACUCACGGCUCCCUCAAGACUUCAGCCAUGCGAAGCAACACCCGCUACUACACAGGGACCCAGAGCCGAAUCCGGAGGAUGUGGAACGACACUGUGAGGAAACAGACUGAGUCCUCCUUCAUGGCGGGCGACAUCAACAGCACCCCCACCCUGAACCGAGGUACCAUGGGCAACCACCUGCUGACCAACCCUGUGCUGCAGCCUCGUGGGGGCACAAGCCCCUACAACACCCUCAUUGCUGAGUCGGUGGGCUUCAAUCCCUCCUCGCCCCCUGUCUUCAACUCCCCAGGGAGCUUCCGGGAACCCAAGCACCCCUUGGGAGGCCGGGAAGCCUGCGGCAUGGACACCCUGCCCCUUAACGGCAACUUCAACAACAGUUACUCCUUGCGAAGCGGAGAUUUCCCUCCAGGGGACGGGGGACCUGAGCCGCCCCGGGGCCGGAACCUGGCCGACGCCGCUGCCUUCGAGAAGAUGAUCAUCUCAGAGCUAGUGCAUAACAACCUGCGGGGGAGCAGCAGUGGGGUCAAGGGCCCUCCACCACCCGAGCCCCCUGUGCCACCUGUGCCCGGGGGUAGUGGCGAGGAAGAGGCAGGCGGGCCCGGGAGUGCUGACCGGGCGGAGAUUGAACUUCUGUAUAAGGCCCUGGAGGAGCCACUGCUGCUGCCCCGGGCCCAGUCGGUGCUGUACCAGAGUGAUCUGGACGAGUCAGAGAGCUGCACGGCAGAGGACGGCGCCACCAGCCGGCCCCUCUCCUCCCCUCCAGGCCGGGACUCCCUCUAUGCCAGCGGGGCCAACCUGCGGGACUCACCCUCCUACCCGGACAGCAGCCCUGAGGGGCCCAGCGAGGCCCUGCCCCCGCCCCCGCCCGCACCACCCGGUCCCCCUGAAAUCUACUACACCUCGCGCCCGCCAGCCCUGGUGGCCCGGAACCCCCUGCAGGGCUACUACCAAGUGCGGCGGCCUAGCCACGAGGGCUACCUGGCAGCACCCGGCCUCGAGGGGUCAGGGCCCGAUGGGGAUGGGCAGAUGCAGCUGGUCACCAGUCUCUGAGGGGACCUCACGGACCAGGGGCUGGUGGCCCAGGCCAGGGAGGGAACUCUUGGCAGGGCUCUGGUGGGAGAGGGAAACUGAUGGAGGCAGUGGCUGGUGGGCCACUCUCUCCAGGUGCCCCUCAGCCAUGGGGCUCUGACAUGGGGGCCCAAGGUGCCAGGGUUCAUAGACAGGGUUUCCCACCAGCCACAUGCACCAGCUCCAUUUGGGGCAAGUGCAGUGAGGAGGAGCCCAGAGGUCCCCAGGGGAGUGAGGGAGAAACCGGAAGGGUGCAGCCCACGUCUUGAUGCCCCCUUCCCCUCUACUCUUCCUAAUUCCUGGAGGGAAAUGAGGGAUUUGGUUUCCUUGGGCAGGGAAGGGCAACUUCAGAGGUUGCCAAAGGCCCCUGCUGGAUUGCACCUGUCAGCUGCUCCUCUCCUCAGCCAGAAAUGCUGCUGGCUGCACAGGGAGGGAGGAGCACGGCAGGAGGACAGAUGGACAGGUUCCUCCUGCACUACGGUUCCCUGUUCAUGGAAACGGAGGCCUCUGGCCUGGCAGAAAGCCCCAGAGUGAGGGGAAUGGGCGGUGUGGCUGGUGGUUUAAAGUUCGAACUUUCUCUGAAGCUCCUUCCCUCUUGCUCUUGUUCCUGCCCCCAAGCAAGCCUGCCCCCUCAGCCCUCCAAGAGUGCACCCAAUGACCCCCUCCCUUGGGGCGACUCCUGAUGAAGCACAACUCCCCGCAGGGCCCCUAGCCCACAGGGGUGGCCAUAUUUGGGCAGUUCCCAGUCCUGUGGGCUUGGCGAUCUGGGGAGCAGAUUUUGGGUCUGGAUCUCCCUGGGGAAUGGUUCCUGGGCUUGGAUCUUUCCCUAGGGGGCCCUCUUACCCCUUCUUCUCUCCUCCUCCUCCCCCAUUGCUGUAAAUAUUUCAACAAAAUGGAAAAGAAAAAAAAAAAGAAAGAAAAAAAGAAAAAAUCUCAUCACUUGAAGCCACCCGGGAGCCUGCGGCCCAGGCCAGCCCAGGCUUUCUCCGGUGCAGAGCGGUGCUGCUGGCCCCAGCAGCCAGGACUUCUCUGUGUAUGUGUGCAUCCCCAGCCAGGAUGGGCGGGCCACCAGAGCAGCUUUUUACAAUCCAGAGACAGAAAACAAAAUCUAGAAGCAACAUUGCAAAACAAAGAACCCAUUUCCUUCCCGGCACCAUUUCUGUCACCUCCUUUCCUGCUCCGCCUGCCCCUGGCAUCAGUCAGCCCUCCUGGGGUGUGUACCUCACUACCUGCCCCAGGACCAGAGGCCUGUCCCCCCUACCCCCCAUUGGCCCGGGGGAGACAUCCUCACACCCAAAGAUGCUUUUGCCACAAUGGCUGCGCUAUCCCUUGAGUUCCUGCUUCUUGUAUAUUGCUUCUGUGGCUCUGGGCCAGGGAAGGGGCUGGCUUCCCAUCUAGAGAGGGUGAUGGGGGAAGGAAAGUGGGAAGGAGCUGUAAUAGAGGUGGCAGUGUUUAAUGGUGGUGGGUAUGGCUGAGGAGGGAGGGCUGAGAGUGGUGAGGUCUCUCUGAGGGAAAGGGGGGCAAAGGUGAGAGAUCACCUUCCCUACCCUUCACCUUCCCGCGGGGAAGGCAAAGCCUGGUCCCAGGGCCUGGGGUCAGGACGCCUAUGUUCUGAGGGCCUUACCCCAAACCCCCAGACCAGAUCCUGGAAGUUCCAGGCUUGGAUGUCCCCUAAGUACCUCUAACAGCCUCGCAGCUCCCUCCUCUCCAGCCUGCCAGCCUAACCUUCCCAGCCCCCACCCAACUCGGGGAGUAGCAUAGCCCUGUUGCCACACUAGCCCAGCCCCUUCAUUGCCAUUACCCCAGGGGUGGCCCCUCCACCUCUGCUCUGACCUCUCCCUGUCUCUGCCCCUUCCUCUUUUCUCACAAGUGCCAUGAGUUUUCAAACAUCUUCGGGUCUCAGCCUGCUGCUGCCAUGAAUUUCUUUAGGUUACGGGGGAGGGGCUCUAGGAAAGAACUGGGGGGAAGGGGACAGACGGAUAGGUGGCUGGAGGGAUCCUUUUUGCUGCUAGAAAGCCCCUCCUCCUGGGGAGCUGGGGCUGGCUUAUCCUCAUCAAUUAGGGGAGAAGGGGUCAGACCAAAGAUGGUGGUUUGUCCCAUGUAAGGGAACAGGUGUGGGGAGAAGGCAGGGUUGGGUUCCACCUCUGGCUUUUCCAGGUAGGAAGGCUUACCCAUUUCACCAGAAGACUGUAGGUGAGGUCUAGAUGGGGAGAAGGAUGGGGACAGUCUUGCCAGAUGACUCUGAGGAGGUCAGGAGACAGCUCCAUGGCUCUUCCUUGGCUUCAUUAGGCCACGGGCUCCACUGUGUGGAGGGGCCACUAGUCUGUGAAGAACUGGCCGGAGACUAGGGGAGAUGGAGGAGUUGGCCCAGCCCAGGUGUCUGCCCAGCUAUGGCCUGAGGCUGCUUCUAACACCAAUAAGAGGACUGGAAGUCCAGGCAGGGUGGGAGAGUUCGUAGGGGGACUGAAGGUAUACAAGGAGUCCCACUUCCUCUCCCUGCUCAGCCCUCCUUUUAUCUCUCCAGACUCAGACAAUCAAGGGGAGAGAGGGUGUGGUGGGUCCGUUGGGUCCCAUUCCAGUUGGAAUAACCAAGGUGGAUUCUGAGGCCUCAGACCUGCAUGGCAGGGCCCCCUGGUGGGGCUGGACACACCAGUGCAGUCCAGUGCAAAGCCACCCCAAGAGCCCAGGUGUACCCCACCCCAACCAGACCUGGUGCCUUGAUGCCCCCACCCCAGCUGGGACAGUACAGAGAAGGGUCUUGGUUUCCUCUGCCUUCCUUGGGCUCCUGAAUUCAUUUGCUCCUAAAUCUUGUUAAUUCCUUUUCUCUGGAUUUUCUUUUUCUUUUGGGUUUCCCUUGCCUUCCCUUUCUCUCUUAUGUCUCCACCUCUCUUUCCCUGUGUCUUUUUCGCUAUCUCUGUUCCUUUCUUCUCUCAUCCUCAAUUUCUCUCUGUCCAUGCGGGCCUCCUCCCCCUUCUCCCAUGUUCCUAUUUCCUCCCUCCUUGGUCUCCUUUUCGAUAUGCCAAACCAAUUUUGGGUCGAGUGCAUUUAAUGAGAACAAAAAAGGCUCAUAACAAGAACGUUUCAGAAAAAAACAAAAAGUUUAAAAAAAAUUGUUGAGUCAAAAAGUCAAACAAUAAAGAAAUUAAGAUUUCUUGGAAUGACA